CCAAUGCUGUGCCGAUAGUCGGCACCCUACACUCCCUCACUGCUACGACGGUGUGCCCGUAAACAUGCUUCCCUGGUGUAGAGACAUGGGCCUCAUCGACAUAUCCAACGCAUGCGUACAGUCGUUCUGGAGCGCCAUUUUACCCGCGCUGCUCACCGUCACCUUUGUCUUGGUCUCGGCCGCCCCUUCAAUACGUAUCUUUCUCACCAGGGUUCGUGAUGGUAUCAAGCCUCCGCUCCAAUCGUAUGUGGUACUGGGCGAGGACGAGAUAACAGAGACGUCUCUUGACACCCGAGAGGACGCCACAACAGAUAACAUUCACUCCACUCCUUUCAUGUACCAAUGGCGACUCGCACUCCUCGCGUUCAUUGCACUCCUUGAGGUCUUUGCUUGGACAGCUUUCGGAAUAUACCACUUGGUCAGGGACGAUGGCGAUUCCAAAAUUGCAAUCUUUUCCAUCGUGAUCGGCACUACUUGGCUUUAUAACGUUUUGAAGCCCGUACUUUGCCCAAGACCUACGGCAUAUAUCGAUAUGUUCAUCCUCUAUACAUUCCAUCUUAUUUUCGGUGUCAUUCGCAUCGGGGCCUCCAUAUAUUACCUUCAGACCACUUCUGUCGCAAUUCUGGAGUGGAUCGGAAUGUCUCUCAAUCUCGUUGCGAUUAUCGCCGGCUUGGGCAUAAUUUCGACGAUGCCUUUGAAAAUUCCAUCCGAUGAUCUCCAGAAAGAAAUUUAUGACAAGCGCUCUCCCGAGGAUUAUGCCAGUAUCUUUGAAUGGGCCACUUACAGCUGGGUAUACCCCCUCAUCAAGCGCGGAAACACUAUGGAGAUGAAGUACGAAGACGUUUGGGACCUAACCCCGGCUAUGCAUUCCGGACCCAUCUUCGCCAAAUUCAGCUCUAUCGAACGACCGAAUCUUUUACUUCGUUUGAUCGCUGCAAACCGCAGUGACCUCAUUCUCGACAUCCUCCUCACUGUAGUUACCGUCUCGUUGAGCUAUGCCGCACCAUAUUUUCUCCGCCGGAUUUUGGAUCUGAUCGAGAAUCCUACUCCGGAACGUCGUUCAGAGGCAUAUGUUUUGGCGUUACUUGCUUUCGUUUGUGCUGCAUUGAAGGGGGAAGCCGAUGCCCAACAUCUCUUUUUCGGCAGACGUGCUUCAGCUCGUGUUAGCGCACAGCUCGUGAAUGCGAUCUAUGACAAGGCUCUCAAACGAAGGGAUUAUUCUGGUGUCGUAAAGGAGAAGGAGACUGAGCCUACCAAGGACGUGCCUAAAUCCAAUGAUCCCAAACCUGGCGCCGAUAUUGGGAAAGUCGUCAAUCUAAACGCCUACCUUCUCUAUGGAGGUCCUUUCGAGAUUAUCCUGGCGUGCGCUAUGUUGUACAGCCUCAUGGGUUCUGCAGCAUUUGCUGGCUUUGCUGUGAUUGUGGUUGCUUGGAUACUGCAUAUUUACGUGACACAGUUGAAGAUUCCUCUCCAAAAAGGUCUUUCAACGUCGCGUGAUCGGCGCAUGUCUAUUCUCCACGAACUUGUAAAUGCUGUCAGGUUCAUCAAGUUCUUCACGUGGGAAGAUAGCUGGAUCAUGCGAGUCAUGGAUGCACGUGACAAGGAAAUGGAUUGGUUGAAGCGAUCUAGGAUGAAUUCUAUCGAAUCCGCAACACUCUGGGCGGCCGCUCCUGUAUUGGUGUCCUUCUUCUCUUUCUUUGCUUACGUCUACCAGGGCAACAAGUUAACCCCUUCUAUCGCGUUUACGGCAAGUUCGGAUCUGCGUAUACAACCUCUGAACGUCUUCCCAAACUUUAUCAUGCAAAUAUUCGAGGCUCGUGUCUCUCUCGAGCGUGUUGAAGCAUUCCUCAAUGAAGAAGAAAUAUCCGAUUAUGCCUCUUCUCCCGUCGCGCUGUCUCCUGACCCUGAAAUAUACGAUGGUGCCCUUGCUAUCCAGGGAGGUCGCUUCAAGUGGAACAAGGUCGGAGAUAAAAAGGCGAAUCCACCCCAAGAACGAAGUGGCGAGUUGACCACGCAACCGGUUGUGCAAACCGAGCCGGCCGGUCCGCCGGUUGAUGCUGGGGAAAUUGCACUGCGGGAUGGGAAUUAUUUCGAAUUGCGUGGUAUUAGUGUGCGUUUUCCGGAGGGUGAGCUAUCGCUUGUCACGGGUCCGACGGGAUGUGGCAAGACUGCGCUGCUGCUGGCGUUGUUGGGAGAAAUGACAAUCGUCGAAGGAAAACUCGUACGGCCGAAACAUACGUCCGGGACGGAGCACCUUGAUUCGGGGGCAAUUUCGUAUGCUGCUCAGACUCCGUGGCUGCAGCGCGGAACGGUCAGGCAGAAUAUCUUAUUUGGAUACCCAUAUGACGAACAGAGGUACGAGAAUGUGAUUGAGAGCUGUGCUUUGCUUCCCGAUUUUGAGAGUUGGGAGGAAGGUGAUCACACCGAAGUCGGUGAUAGAGGUUCAAACCUAUCGGGAGGACAGAAGGCUCGAGUUGGUGUUGCUCGCGCUGUUUAUGCUCAGACUCAAUACUUUUUCCCUUUUCCACAUGCCUACUAUCUCCUACAGGACAUCAAGACGUCGCGCUUCUUGUACGACCAAUUGAUCUGUGGCCCACUGUUGGCGGGCCGUACCGUUAUCCUUGUUACCCACCACGUGGAACUUGUUCUACCUAGUGUUGCUUAUAUAGUCCACAUGCAAGAUGGUCGCAUUGCUACCCAAGGUUAUGUGAAGGAUCUUCAAGCUUCCGGUCGUCUGCCUCCCUUGCAAGAGGACUUGCCCGAAGAGGAAUCUCCAAAACCCCCACGAAAGCGUAAACAACGUGCCAAGAAACCAGUACCAGACGAGGUUAGCGGGGCCGUCACGCUCUCGACUUAUAAAACGUAUCUCCAAGCAUCGUACGAAUGGGGACGUGCCUACGGUAAUGCUCAGAUGGACACCUCCAUGCUUCAUAGACCGAGCAAGAACGCUUCCUUCGAGCCCAACUACCAGCAGAACCUAGUAUUUCUUCCCGAUGCGGGUGUACACCCACUCUUUUUCGUCAAGGUUUAUGCCAUAGUUGGUUUCUUUAUGGCUUUGUUCAACAUCGCAUCGACUACGACACUGUAUUUCUCUGGUCUGAGAGCAUCACGCUCACUGUUCCACCGCCUACUGGAAAAGGUGAUGCACGCUACCCUGCCUUGGCACGAUGCUACACCAAGAGGCCGGAUUCUAAAUCGCUUCAGCAAGGACAUGGAUGCGAUUGAUAUCAGCCUCUCGAAUAACGUAUCUACCAUCAGUAAUGCCUUGGUGAACUUUCUUGUGGCUGUCAUCACUGUCAUCAUAUUCUUCCCGGAGUUCAUCGUUCCUGCGCUGGCCAUUGCCUUCUGCUAUCAUUUCGUUGCGAUUCGUUACCUGGGUAUCAACCGACAAUUGCGCCGCAUGGAAUCCACUUCCCGGUCUCCUAUCUUCUCUGGCUUUGGAGAACUUCUGGACGGUAUUGUGACCAUACGGGCGUUCCAAUCUGAGUCUCGUUUCAUGAAGGAAUUUCACGGGAAAGUAGACAUCGCCAACAAGAUGUACUACAAUUCCUGGAUGACUAGCAGGUGGCUACUCUUUAACUAUGAUGUUCUUGGGGCCUUCGCGGUGUUAGCGACUACGCUAUUUGCCCUAUCUGGUUACGUCGGCGCAGGCACAGCUGGUCUCUCUAUAACUAGCGCGAUGACUUUCACGUUCAGUGUGUAUCUGGUCUGCCGAUUCUGGGCUUCUCUCGAGCUCGAAUUGAAUGCCGUGGAGCGGGUCGCGGAAUACUUGAAUAUCCCCCAAGAUUUUCCAACUGUCAUCGAAUCCAACAGACCCCCAGCAUAUUGGCCAUCUACCUCAACUACCCCAUUCCUGUCUGUAGAAGACAUCAGCGUUAGAUACGCUCCGGGCCUGCCACGUGUCCUUUCUAAGGUUUCGUUCACUUUGGAUGCACCUGCACGGAUUGGUGUUGUCGGGAGAACGGGAAGCGGAAAGUCCACCCUGAUUAUCAGCUUACUGCGAUUCGUCGACCCUGAACUUGGUCGCAUUGUGAUAGACGGAAUUGAUAUUGCAAAGAUUGGAGUUCGUGAUUUGAGGUCACGCAUAACUUACAUCCCUGAGGUAUUGCCACUUGAUGAGCAUGAGGACGUUGAUUGUUAUGACGCCCUUCGCCGCGUUCAGUUGUUGGGCGACGACAGCCAACCACGAAGCAGUGCUAGUGGGCCAUCCCAAGCAGGGGCCGAUACCAGUCCAGGGCCUCUACUUACCUUGGAUACCGAAGUUGCCCCUGGGGGAGCUAACUUCUCGCUGGGCCAACGGCAACUAGUCGCCAUGGCUCGUGCUUUGUUGAAACGGACUCCCAUCGUUGUCCUUGACGAGGCGACGAGUAGUGUCGACUUCGAAACCGAUGAAAAAAUACAAGCAACUCUCCGGGAGCAGUUUAAUAACUCUUUGCUUAUAACUGUCGCGCACAGGCUGAAUAACAUAAUUGACUAUGAUCGCUUAAUCGUCCUCCAAGACGGGAAGGUCGUUGAGUUCGAUACCCCAUUGAAGUUGUUUUACAAGGAAGGUGGCGUCUUUCGUGAUAUAUGUCGUAGCAGUGAGUCGUACGAGGAGCUGGAGGCUACCGUGGCGAAAGUUCGUGAUGAUUUGCAAGCAGCGUCCACGUAGCUGCAGUGUACCGUAUCUUCAUUCCGUGUAUUUAUUUCGAGCGAUUGCCUGAUUUUGAAGAUGAAUGAUAUUCCAUUGUUCAGGUCACAAAUUGACGAG
This is a messenger RNA of Pisolithus orientalis, 4750 nucleotides long. RefSeq names its product P-loop containing nucleoside triphosphate hydrolase protein. Bases 65 to 4651 code for a protein of 1528 amino acids. Gene Ontology annotation, biological process: transmembrane transport. The record is from RefSeq and is a predicted model, not a curated record. The transcript has 28 exons. Gene Ontology annotation, cellular component: membrane; fungal-type vacuole. NCBI's taxonomy places the organism in Eukaryota, Fungi, Basidiomycota, Agaricomycetes, Boletales, Pisolithaceae. Gene Ontology annotation, molecular function: ATP binding; ATP hydrolysis activity; ABC-type peptide transporter activity.